UAUAAUAAUUAAUGUAUGCUUUCUGCAAAAAAUAAAUCAAUCAACUUUAAUGGGUACUUUAAUGGCAAUAUCAAAAAAUAUUUCAUGACAUAUACUUGAUUUAAAUCUCAGCUUAGAAUUGUUUUUUUGAAUAAGCCCAAAAUAGUACCAUGAAACACAAUUGAAUUAAAAUUUAACACAUUUAUUGAAUUUUGGUAACCGACUACACAUCUACUAUACAACACAGUGGUACCCAAGGGUGCCCACUGCCCAUCAAUUAGAACACUGGGGGUAACAAUAUCAUAAAGAAAAACUAAGUAAGUACCAACAAUAUUGUUUUUAUUAAUAACAGGAAAUAGAUAUACAACAUAGAUAAAUCAUAAAUGAUGUACCUAUGUUAUAAUAAUAUUAUGUAAUGUUGUAUAAUAUCAUCAGUAAAAAUAUGUUAUUAGUUACAGUUAAAAAAUAACUAUUAUUUCACAUUCGUCUAGGGGGGUGACAUAACGUGAUCCCUUUACACCACAUAAUGGGAGUACGUCUAGGUUAUACCCACAUUCCCACCUUUUUAAAUUUAAUUUUAAUAUUUAUAUAAGUAAUAUUAAAUAAUAGGAAAAUAGAUAUUGUUUGCAAUAAUAGUUCAAUACCUAGUGCAUAUAGUAACAUUUUAUUUUAUUAUAAAAAUAAACUUUUUUCAAAAAAGCUUUUUAAUAAUAGUUGUUCCUAAUAUUUACUAGAAAGAUCUAUGUAUGCCACCAUAGUGGUUUCAAUAAGAUAACCAAAACAGAUAAUAUGAGAGGAAGAUCGAAAAACACCCAGUGUAAUGCUAAGAUAGAUAUAAAAAUCAAAUUGACAACGAAGGAUACAAAAAAAAAAGAUAAGUUUGUAAAAGAUGGAUUGCCUGCUAUAAUAAAGAUAAAUAAUGAUCACAAUCACAAUAUUAGAUCUGCAGAAGCACUAUCCUUUUUAAAGCCUUCUAAAGAAUGUAGAACACAGUUUGAAAACUAUUUUAAUGAUGGUUUAGGUAUAUCAGAAUCUAUUAAAAUGCAUGAAUCAAAACUUGAAUUAGAAUAUGGUAUUAACUCUGAUGAAUUGGCAAAUGCCACUAUCAAUCCGAAAUACAGGACAAUUCGCCAUUGGUAUGAUGUUUGGAAAGAAAACAAUUUGGGCUCUUCUAAUGAUAUAAGUGUUUUGCAGAAACUUGAAGAGAAGAAAAAGUAUUAUGAAGAAAACGGAAUUAUUGUUAGGUACUCUGAAAAUCCAUUUGCUAUUUUAGUCAUCACCUCUAUAAUGAAAAGAGCUCACCAACUACCAUUUGCCAAAGAUAUCGCUUUUGUAGACAGUACUUCAUCCUGUGACAUUCAAAGUCACUCAGUAACAUUCAUGUUAGCACCAUGUGGUGUUGGAGCAGUUCCGUUAGGUAUAUUCAUAACAAAAGGACAGUCGACUGUUGACUAUAAAGCAGCUUUCACGCUUUUAAAGCAGUCAAUGCCUAAUGGUUUUAAUGCCCAAGGGUUUCCCAAACAAUUUGUUAUUGAUGAUAGUGAGAAGCAAGAGAAGCAGAGAAGCAAGCACUCCAAUCAAUUUGGCCUGAAUCUAAAAUUAAUUUAUGCAGAUUUCACAUACUACAAUCUGUCUGGAGAUGGUUGUGGGAUACGAAUCAUGAUGUACUUAAAGAUGAUAGAAAGAUUUUGUUCAGACUAUUUCAUAGAAUUUUAGUAGCUACAAACUUGCAUAGUGCUG
This is a messenger RNA of Acyrthosiphon pisum (pea aphid), 1719 nucleotides long. RefSeq lists its product as uncharacterized. The transcript is spliced from 4 exons. Lineage: Eukaryota; Metazoa; Arthropoda; Insecta; Hemiptera; Aphididae. The record is from RefSeq and is a predicted model, not a curated record. The coding region runs from base 769 to 1695 and encodes 308 amino acids.